AUACAGACCGCUAUUCUCAUACCCCCAGAGCCAGAGCCGAACAACUAUGGCCUUAUAAAAGGGACUGAAAGCAGCGACGAGCACACACAUUUCUCAUUUCACGGUGAAAGACUGAAUGAACUGCAGCCACAUGUGGAUCAAACGUUAGACUUUUGUAACGGAAAACGCCACUUGCACUGUGAGGUGACUGCAGACAGGCUUUCUCAGCUUCUCAAAGUGGCAUGUUAAAGCUGUCUGGAGUAACGUCAUCGGCACAGACGACAACAUGAAGGUGACAGCCCUGCUAAUCAUUUGCUCCUGUCUGAUGUUGGGGAGUUUGGGGAAGCCACAAUUCCCUGAACAAGAGAAGGAUCCCAAGUUUUGGAAUAAGUGGGCCCAGCGGACCCUGACGAAUGCUCUGACGCUGCAAAGCCUCAAUAAAAACGAAGCAAAGAAUCUCAUCCUCUUCCUGGGAGAUGGGAUGGGCGUUCCCACGGUGACGGCUGCUCGAAUACUGAAGGGUCAGCUGAACGGACAGAGCGGAGAAGAGACGCAGCUGGAGAUGGACAAGUUCCCUUUUGUGUCUUUGGCCAAGACAUACAACACUAACGCUCAGGUGCCAGACAGUGCUGGCACCGCCACCGCUUACCUCUGCGGGGUCAAGGCCAACGAGGGCACCGUGGGCGUGAGUGCAGCUGCUGUCCGAACCCAAUGUAACACCAUGCACGGCAAUGAGGUCACCUCCAUCCUCAGAUGGGCUAAGGACGCAGGCAAGUCCGUGGGAAUAGUGACAACGACCCGUGUCAACCAUGCGACUCCCAGUGCUGCUUACGCCCACAGUGUGGACAGAGACUGGUACUCCGACAAUGAGAUGCCAGCUGACGCGCUGAAGGACGGCUGCAAGGAUAUCGCCAGACAACUCUUUGAAAACAUCCCAAACAUUGACGUGAUCAUGGGUGGAGGGAGGAAGUAUAUGUUCCCUAAAAACAAGUCCGACGUGGAGUACCCUGGCGUUGCGAAGCACAGCGGCACACGAAAAGACGGAAGAAACCUGGUGCAGGAGUGGACUGACAGAAUGAAAGAUAAAAAAGGCUAUUAUGUGUGGAACAAGAAGCAGCUCUUAUCACUGAACCCUAACAACGUGGAUUACUUAUUGGGUCUCUUUGAACCUGCGGAUCUGCCAUACGACUUGGAGAGGAACUCUGAGACGGAUCCCUCGCUGACAGAAAUGGUGGAAGUGGCCAUUAAGAUCCUGAGGAAGAACCACAGGGGAUUUUACCUGCUUGUCGAAGGAGGUCGUAUCGAUCAUGGACACCAUGAGGGCAAGGCCAAGAUGGCUCUGCACGAAGCAGUGGAAAUGGACCGAGCCAUCGGUCGGGCCGAUCUCAUGACCAGCACCCAUGAUACCAUGACUAUAGUUACCGCUGAUCAUUCUCAUGUGUUUAACUUCGGAGGCUACACAGUCAGAGGAAACACCAUAUUUGGUUUGGCCCCAAUGUUGAGUGAUGUUGACCAGAAGUCCUUUACCGCCAUCAUAUAUGGGAACGGACCAGGUUACAAACUUGUUAACGGCGCGAGGGAGAAUGUCUCUACUGUUGACAUCCAUAAAAACAACUACCAGGCCCAGGCAGCUGUUCCUCUGAGCAUGGAGACUCAUGGAGGAGAGGAUGUGGCGGUGUUUGCUAAAGGUCCCCUGGCUCACCUGUUACAUGGGGUCCAUGAGCAGAACUACAUCCCUCAUGUGAUGGCGUAUGCAGCCUGUAUCGGCCAGAACAAGGAACACUGUAUGUCACGUAGCGGGUCUGCCGGUUUACGCCCCGUCCUCUCUAGCAUCGUAGCCCUUCUCACAGUCACCCGACUUCUGUGCUGACCCCCCCGACGAUCCUCAUCCUGUUAAUAUCCCCGAUUUAACCACUCAUGCAGUUUAAGAUUUCAAUUUCCUGUUUUGUUAUUUCUUUUUCCUAAUUUUACUCGACAAUAUUUGUUUUCAUUGGACCAGUGUUAGGGCUUUUUGGUGUUAUCAUAAUGAAUUGAUUAAAGCGUAAGGGUAUCGGUCUAUGGUUGUUCAAGCAAAUAUGAAUUCUUUACAAAAUAAUCCCCCCCAAAUCAAGGAUUUUAGGCCCCAUGAAGACUCUGUUAAAUGUAAACCCUUUAAGUUUGAAUAGAUUGGUUUAACAAAUGUUUGAACAUGUUUCAUAUUUUAAAUGUGCAGUUUACAAAAUCUACCUCAUAAGCUUGCAAAAGAUCUCUCAUGCAAUUAUGGUGCGUCGAGAAGGGCACAUUUGAUGUUCAAAAUUUAAUGCCGAAACCAGAGGCUAAUGAAUGUAUAAUUGACAAAAGAGUAAAAUAUAUAUAUUUCUUGUCAUACUCCUUGUGCAUACUUGGAAAAAGCCCACCUACCAUUGUUGUGUCCAAUAACAGAAGUUGUUAAACCUCUUAACCAAUAAAAGACAUGUGUUCUGAGCA
Cottoperca gobio is the source of this 2445-nucleotide messenger RNA. It is a transcript of the gene alpl, whose product is annotated as alkaline phosphatase, biomineralization associated. Gene Ontology annotation, molecular function: alkaline phosphatase activity. The transcript has 12 exons. The record is from RefSeq and is a predicted model, not a curated record. Gene Ontology annotation, biological process: dephosphorylation. NCBI's taxonomy places the organism in Eukaryota, Metazoa, Chordata, Actinopteri, Perciformes, Bovichtidae. The coding region runs from base 266 to 1849 and encodes 527 amino acids. Gene Ontology annotation, cellular component: plasma membrane.